AUGUCAUCUAUUGUGGAUGCUAGUGAUCCUAGCUACUUGAAGCUCGAGAAAAUUCUUGCCGGCCAAAGAAGCGCUGUCAAAAAUGCAUUGCGAAGAAAAGGGGAAAGGCCUCAAAACCUUCCGGCUCGUUCACAAUGCAUCAAUGAGUUUGAGAUGGCUUCUCUUAGCAACCAGAUGAGAAAUAUGCAGGCUGGCCAUUUGAUGAUGACAACUGUCCUCGGAUACCCGUAUCCUCCAGCGACUGCGUCUGUCGAUAAUCUCAGGAAGCUCAUGAUCAAGGAUCUGACGCUAGAAACCAACCACCGGGGCCAUUACUUGCUCCUGAGAUUUGUUUGUACAGCUAUGCGAAUGUCUGCAGUGAUGAACAUUGUUGAAGACGAAGCUGGAUCGGUCAUUCCGUUUGCACUCGACAUGCAAGAACCGGAGACAGUGAGGCGCGCUGACAGUAUCUUCCGGGAGAACGGUGUGAUCAUUGUCAAGGAGACAUACUUCAAGAUUGGGACAAAUGGACAAUAUGCAAUCCGUGUCGAUCACCCUACAGAUAUUGUUUGGCUAUCGGAGAAUGAUCACAGAGUUCCAACAAAGUGGAGAGUUCGUCCAGAUGACAUGCCGAAUGCCGCGGAACAUUGGAAGAAGAAGGGAAACGAUGCUGUGGGCAAAGCGAAGUAUUAUGAUGCUAUUGAUAUGGGCGCACUUCUAUCAAGCCCAUCAGUUGAGGAGCGGGAUAUCAUAUACCGUAACAGAGCCCUAGCAUAUCUCCAAACUGAAUCUUUGGACGGCGCCUUGGAAGACAUAGCUUGCGUGUCCGAUCCUCAGGAGAAAGGACUUUACCUAAAAGGACUUGCUCUUUAUGGUCUCGGAAGAUUCAACGAUGCUAUGGAGGUGUUCCAAGCUGUAGUGGAUUCCUACCCAUCCAGUGGAUCUGGAAAAGAGGAACUUAAUCGAUGUCGACUUAGGAUGGCAGAACACGAAAGCGGGAUCUACGACUUCAAGGCAAUGUACAAGGCAACGAAGCUGCGACCCCCACGAGUUGAUGCUGCAACAUAUAAGGGACCUGUGGAGGUGCGAAAGUCAGAGGGUCGAGGCCGAGGUUUAUAUACAACCCGUGCCGUGAAGGCAGGAGAAAUUCACUACGGGGGUUUUCAUACAGACAACGUCUGUAAAUUGUCUGCAUUUUGUUUGUAUUCCUAG
Messenger RNA from Cadophora gregata, 1191 nucleotides. RefSeq lists its product as uncharacterized. The record is from RefSeq and is a predicted model, not a curated record. Gene Ontology annotation, molecular function: protein binding. NCBI's taxonomy places the organism in Eukaryota, Fungi, Ascomycota, Leotiomycetes, Helotiales, Ploettnerulaceae. The coding region runs from base 1 to 1191 and encodes 396 amino acids. The transcript has 2 exons.